Molecule: messenger RNA, 1905 nt
Organism: Pochonia chlamydosporia 170
Lineage: Eukaryota; Fungi; Ascomycota; Sordariomycetes; Hypocreales; Clavicipitaceae
Product: beta-calactosidase
Exons: 1
Coding region: 1-1905 (634 amino acids)
Biological process (GO): carbohydrate metabolic process
Cellular component (GO): vacuole
Molecular function (GO): beta-galactosidase activity
Source: RefSeq, a predicted model, not a curated record
AUGCAUCUCCCAAGUUUCAUACUCGCCGCAACGGCCCUCUCAACAUGGGCCUCACCACCCCCAUUCACAUACAACCGCACAACAUUCCUCCUCCACGGAAAGCCCUUCGUCAUGGUCGGCGGACAAAUGGACCCGCAACGAAUCCCAAGUGAUUACUGGUGGCGAAGACUACGCUCCGCCAAAGCAAUGGGCAUCAACACCAUCUUCAGCUACACCUUCUGGAACGAGCUGGAGCCCGAAAAGGGAAAAUGGAGCACCCACCCAGCCAACAACAUCACCCACUUCGUACAAGUUGCCCACGAAGAAGGACUAUACGUGGUGCUCCGUCCGGGACCAUAUGUCGGCGGUGGACGAGACUGGGGCGGUCUUCCAUACUGGCUCUCCAAGGGCGGUCGCACCAAAGUACGAAGCUAUAACAUACCGUUCCUUAGUGCCACGAAAGACUAUCUGUCAAGACUGGCUAGUGAUCUAUCUCACUUGCAGAUCACGAGGGGAGGAAACAUUCUCAUGGUCCAGGUUGAGAAUGAGUACGGAUCAUAUGGCGAAGAUAUGCAAUAUAAGCUCGCCUUGCGGGACCUCACCUCCCACUUCUUCGAUGUUCCCCUGUAUACUAUGGACAGAGGGGACGAAGACUUCGUCAGGGACGGAUACAUCCCAGGUGUACUAUCCGUCGUAGGCGGUGGACCAAACGGAUUCCGUAUACGUGAUAAAGUCAUCACCGAUCCUUCUUCUCAUGGUCCCCAUAUCGACGGGGAAGCACACAUCGCCAACCCAGACCACUGGGGUCCUCAAUCCAAACACCACUCCCUCAACCAGAACCUACUGAAUACCUACAUACACAACAUAAACACCACGUUAUCGGCAAACAACUCCAUCAAUAUAUACAUGCUCCACGGCGGCACAAACUUCGGCUUCAGCACCGGCGCCCUAUCCGGAAACACAACCUUCACAACAAGUUACGACCACAACGCCCCGAUCAACGAAGCAGGCCGCACCACAGCCCCGUACCACACCCUCCGCGGCGAAAUCCUCAAACACAUCCCCAACCGAACCGCCGUCCCCGAACCCCCCGCGAACAUACCGCUCAUGGCCCUCCCAGACGUUGUUCUAAAACCCUUCACAACCAUCCGCGGCGCCAUAACACGCACAAUCACGAGCCCCGAACCCAUAUACAUGGAAAGACUCAGCCAAGCAUACGGCUUCAUCCUGUACGAGCACAAAGUCAGGGCCGCAACAAACGGCACCCUAAAAGCAGGUGAUCGGCCCCGCGACAGAAUCAUAGUCUACGUAAACGAGCAUCAGAAAGGCGUAAUCGACAACUUCUACGCCUAUCCUGCGACCAUAACCCUCUCUCUUAAAAAAGGUGACACGCUACAACUUCUCGUUGAAAAUACCGGCCGCACAAACCACUGGGACAAAAAGUCCAAUCUGACAAACACGCUGCUCGAUCCGCACAAGGGGAUACAGGGCGUCGUGUCGGUGGGGGAUUCCGUGCUUCGAGAGUGGAAGGUAAGCCUAGCACCGUGUAAGAAACGACCGGUUCUAUGGGGCAGAAUCAAAGGCGGGAUUCAAAAGGGCGCGAUGCCGGUGUUUUACAAGGGCAAGUUCUUGGUUCCGACUGUGAAUAAAAACGAGAGCCGGUCCAAGCUGGAUACGUACUUGACCAUUGCGGGUGGCACAAGAGGCGUGGUCUGGGUAAAUAGUUUCAAUUUGGGUCGGUACAGGAUUGUUGGGCCUCAGCAGUCAUUGUACUUGCCGGGUGCGAUAUUAAAACCGGGUGUGAACAACACAGUCACAGUCUUGGAGUUGAAGCCGUGGAAUGUCACCAUGGUUGCGAGGGGCGAGACGACCAGGAGGUGGGAGAAUCACCCUGACCCGGACGCGCCAAAGUCCCCUGGCCAGUGA